CCUUUCCAUACCUCAUUCAGCUCCACGUCCCCGAUUCAUAAUUCAUACCGCACAAACGUUGUCAGGAAGCAAGCAGAAGAAGUCAAUCUCUAGCCAUCAUGCUGCUUCUAGACUACCAAAACGUAUUAAUAGAGUCCAUACUCAAAGAAAGACUAUUUGGAGCUCCUCCCGCCUCUAUCGACCAGACCGUUUCCGACUUCGAUGGCGUAAUCUUCCACAUCUCAACCCCCGAGACCAAGACUAAGAUAUUGGUCUCCAUUCAAAUCCGAUGCUUUAGAGAUCUUGUCAAGUACGGCGCCGAGCAGGUGCUCCAGCGCGAGUAUGGCCCCUAUGUCGUAGCACCCGAGACCGGCUACGAUUUCUCGGUCCAGGUCGACUUAGAAAGCCUACCGGAAGAAAAGGAGGCACGAGAGGAGUUGGUCAGCAAGAUCUCCUUAUUAAAGCGGAACGCUAUGGCUGCCCCGUUCGAGCAUGCCUACGCCGAGCACUACAAGUUGAAGGAGGAUGCUUCGAAGUACACGUCGGAAGAGGCACCUCAAGGCGUUCGAGAAGGCGGUGAGGUUAUGGCAAUCCACUACCGUGACGAGGAAGCCAUCUACGUUAAGGCGAGCCACGACCGUGUAACUGUUAUCUUCAGCACCAUCUUCCGCGAGGAGACAGACAGGGUAUUUGGGAAGGUUUUUAUUCAAGAAUUCGUCGACGCCCGAAGGAGAGCCAUUCAAAAUGCGCCCCAAGUCCUGUUUAGGAAUGAUCCGCCCCUAGAAUUGCAAGGGGUUCCUGGCGUGCAGGCAACUGAAGGUAACGAGGUUGGAUAUGUCACAUUUGUUUUAUUCCCACGACACUUGACACCCCAGCGCAUGCCCGAUGUCAUCUCCCACAUCCAGACCUUCCGAGAUUAUUUCCAUUAUCACAUCAAAGCCUCCAAGGCAUACAUUCACUCUCGUAUGAGAAGGCGAACAGCGGACUUCCUGCAAGUGCUCCGAAGAGCCCGACCCGAGAACGAAGAAAAGGAGAGGAAGACAGCAAGUGGAAGAACAUUCAAGGUUCAGGCUUAGAGAAAUUGUCUAGAAUAGGAUUUCAUAGGGCAUGGCGAUGACACGUGAGCCCAUAUCCUUAUGUACGCGACGCUGACGAACAAUACCAUGAUCAAUUGACAAGUCGAUGAUAUACCCAUCUGUGCUUGUGUAUCAUGUCCGAUUCUACGAUUUGGAGGUCAAUAGAUAUAAGACAGCGACAAUGACGAGCUUUAAAGCGAUCUUCUAUUUAGGGUGGUUACUAGGUUGUAAGUAUGUCGAGCUCUAUCGGCCUGAUAGAAAGAUGAAUAUAUGUCCACCGUUUCCUUUA
Daldinia vernicosa is the source of this 1344-nucleotide messenger RNA. RefSeq names its product P34-Arc-domain-containing protein. Gene Ontology annotation, molecular function: actin filament binding; structural constituent of cytoskeleton. Gene Ontology annotation, cellular component: Arp2/3 protein complex; actin cytoskeleton. The transcript has 6 exons. Lineage: Eukaryota; Fungi; Ascomycota; Sordariomycetes; Xylariales; Hypoxylaceae. Gene Ontology annotation, biological process: Arp2/3 complex-mediated actin nucleation; actin filament polymerization. Bases 99 to 1055 code for a protein of 318 amino acids. The record is from RefSeq and is a predicted model, not a curated record.